GCCCUCGCAGGGCUGGCCCGCGGGUGGGAGGGGCGAGAAGGAAGAGGCAGGGGGUGGGGGAAGAGGGAGCACCAGGAAUAGCGCCUGCGCGGUGGGCGUGAUCCGGGCACUUAGGGCAGGAUGAACGCUGCUUUCCAAGAUGGCGACGGAGGGAGGAGGGAAGGAGAUGAACGAGAUUAAGACCCAAUUCACCACCCGGGAAGGUCUGUACAAGCUGCUGCCGCACUCGGAGUACAGCCGGCCCAACCGGGUGCCCUUCAACUCGCAGGGAUCCAACCCUGUCCGCGUCUCCUUCGUAAACCUCAACGACCAGUCUGGCAACGGCGACCGCCUCUGCUUCAAUGUGGGCCGGGAGCUGUACUUCUAUAUCUACAAGGGGGUCCGCAAGGCUGCUGACUUGAGUAAACCAAUAGAUAAAAGGAUAUACAAAGGAACACAGCCUACUUGUCAUGACUUCAACCACCUAACAGCCACAGCAGAAAGUGUCUCUCUCCUAGUGGGCUUUUCCGCAGGCCAAGUCCAGCUUAUAGACCCAAUCAAAAAAGAAACUAGCAAACUUUUUAAUGAGGAAAACUCUUGUCAGCACUUGUGGAAGGUGGAUUGGAAUGAAGAAAGACAGAAUGAAGGUAGCAAGACCAGUGAGGAGGCUCUAGUAACUGUCCAGAGACUAAUAGACAAGUCACGAGUUACCUGUGUCAAAUGGGUUCCCGGUUCGGAAAGCCUUUUCCUAGUAGCCCACUCGAGUGGGAACAUGUACUUAUAUAAUGUGGAGCACACUUGUGGCACCACAGCCCCCCACUACCAGCUUCUGAAGCAGGGAGAGAGCUUUGCCGUGCACACUUGCAAGAGCAAAUCCACCAGGAACCCUCUGCUUAAGUGGACGGUGGGCGAGGGGGCCCUCAACGAGUUUGCUUUCUCCCCAGAUGGCAAGUUCUUAGCGUGCGUGAGCCAGGACGGGUUUCUGCGGGUGUUCAACUUUGACUCAGUGGAGCUGCACGGUACGAUGAAAAGCUACUUUGGGGGCUUGCUGUGUGUGUGCUGGAGCCCGGAUGGCAAGUACAUCGUGACAGGUGGCGAGGACGACUUGGUGACAGUCUGGUCCUUUGUAGACUGCCGAGUAAUAGCCAGAGGCCACGGGCACAAGUCCUGGGUCAGUGUUGUAGCGUUUGACCCUUAUACCACUAGUGUAGAAGAAGGUGACCCUAUGGAGUUUAGUGGCAGCGAUGAGGACUUCCAAGACCUUCUUCAUUUUGGCAGAGAUCGAGCAAAUAGCACACAGUCCAGGCUCUCCAAACGGAACUCUACAGACAGCCGCCCCGUAAGUGUCACGUAUCGGUUUGGUUCCGUGGGCCAGGACACACAGCUCUGUUUAUGGGACCUUACAGAAGAUAUCCUUUUCCCUCACCAACCCCUCUCAAGAGCAAGGACACACACAAAUGUCAUGAAUGCCACGAGUCCUCCUGCUGGAAGCAAUGGGAACAGUGUUACAACACCCGGGAACUCUGUGCCCCCUCCUCUGCCACGGUCCAACAGCCUUCCACAUUCAGCAGUCUCAAAUGCUGGCAGCAAAAGCAGUGUCAUGGACGGGGCCAUUGCUUCUGGGGUCAGCAAAUUUGCAACACUUUCACUACAUGACCGGAAGGAGAGGCACCACGAGAAAGAUCACAAGCGAAAUCAUAGCAUGGGACACAUUUCUAGCAAGAGCAGUGACAAACUGAAUCUAGUUACCAAAACCAAAACGGACCCUGCUAAAACUCUGGGAACGCCCCUGUGUCCUCGAAUGGAAGAUGUUCCCUUGUUAGAGCCGCUGAUAUGUAAAAAGAUAGCACAUGAGAGACUGACUGUACUAAUAUUUCUUGAAGACUGUAUAGUCACUGCUUGUCAGGAGGGAUUUAUUUGCACAUGGGGAAGGCCUGGUAAAGUGCCGGCAGAGCACUUCUGCAGGCAGGAGGACAGGAUGCAAGGUGUUCUCCAAGACCAGAACUAAAGGUGCCCAACAGCUUGAGAAGAGGGCACUGGAGAGAGGGGCAGGGAAGCGCCCUUCUCCUCGGCUGUGCUUCUGAGUAAUGGCUCCCGCAGACCUGGGGAGGGCCUGGGGAGGGGUGGCCACGGUGGUUCCUGAUAUCAGGUGUGUAAGGUGCAAUGCGUGCUGCUAACCCUAGGAGAAAUUUGGGGAAAAUAUUUGUAGUUUUCUCGCCAAACUUUGAGCUUCCUCAUUGAAAUUUUUCAGUCUUUCAGCCUAAACGUUAUUAUGAGCAAGAAUAUCUUUUCUAACCUAAUCUGUGGAAUAAAACACAGCAUUUGGCAAGAAGAGGCUGUUAAAUACUCAGUCAGCAUCACUGUUCCAGCGUGUACCAAACCACAGAGAUGAAAGGCUCAGACGAAAGUCAGGUGCACGCUGCUUGGCUGGAGAAUCCCGCUCCCACCCGGCAAGGGGGCGAGCUGGUCCCUGGGCGGUGUCAGACGCCUUCUGAAGGUGCCAGGCCAGGGCCAGGGGAGCUUCAACUCGCCCUCCUUGGGUUGGCCUUUUUCACCAGAAUUCAAGAAGCCAGAUUUGUGCUGUGACUGCGAUGGGGCAGGCUUCUAAACACUACUGGUGGCCCUGGAGCCUUUCUCUGGGGCUUUUUUCUUAUUCAGAAGGGGAAUUAAAAAUUCCCCCAGAGGCCUGGAGAAGGGAACCUUUGGAAAAGCUUGCCUGCUUUUAAAAGCAAAUGCAUGUGCAGGAGUAGACACUUUACAAAUAACCAGUAGCCUUGGGGUCGAAAUUUGCUUAAAUCAUGGUAAAGGAUCUCAUUUCUCUUUUGUGCUGAUUGAACCUUCUAGCAGUUUGGAAGUGUUUUCCUGUGAACCCUUAGCUGGGGACUGAGGGUAAAUGCCUUAAAAAUGGAGGCAUGGAAAAUCAGAAAGGAGCUAUCACAAUCAUUCUUUUCUCAAAGGCGUUCAGGAAUUCUGAGGAAGAAAUGCAGUGACAGGAUGGGAUUUUAGGGGCAAGGACACUGUCCGGGCGGGGCCCAGGGCUCUCCACUGGCUGACUUCACCCCCAGGGCCUAGCUGGCACAUGGCCAGGCAGCCAUUUCUCCCCAGUUCCUCCACUUCCUGGGGUUCAUUUUAAAUAAUAAAUUGUAAAGUAUGAAAUGAGUGCUGAAGUUGCCUGCGUACAAGGUCCUCAUCACCUCUCGCCUGGGAGACGUUUUCUUUCUUUGUUGAGCGAGCUCAAAGUGUGAGGCGGAGAAAACCUAGGGGUUGGGGGCGGCUGGAGAAGGGAUCCACGGAAACCCAAGCGCCACAUCAUGCGUGUCUGACUGCCCACGGGAGAACUUGAAGCAGUUCACCAGUGGAUUUUCUGGGGAACGAUUCAUGGAACACAGCGUCUGGCGUCCAGCUUUGUGGGUGAGGGCAUGGCGGGGGAUCCGGCGGCCCUGCCCUGCCUCCGGUGCCGGUGGAUCGGGGAGGGACUGGCCUCUGACUGCGGGGUUGCACCAUGGCGGCGGUCGGUGUGCCCUUGGCUGAGGUUUCGUUCCUUAGCAGUGAGAACCUCCACAUGCGUGGGUAGGGGUCGGGUGACCUGGAGACGCCUCCUCCGGUCUGGUCUGGGUGACAAAGGUGAAGGUUUAUAGUCUACCACCCUGGCAGCAGCCUGCAGGGUCCCCCCUUGUCUGGAGCACACCCUUCGCCACGGGCUGAUUGGGGCUGUCGUGUGUUGCUUUAAGUUAACAAGGUGCACAUCACAGCGACCCCAAGUGAUGUCCCAAAGGGAGGAGACAUUAGUCUGGCCGAAGUGAAGUCUGUGGCUUUAUAUGUAAAAGCACUCGUUUGCAACCGUUACCUUUGAAACUCAGAUCCUAGUUAGGAACUAUAAGAACGUGCCCCUCCAGUAGAGGGAGACUGUCUCACUGAUGUUGAUUUCUUUAUUCAUUUCCGCAUCUGUUACACGAACUUUGUGUCAUAAAUUGCUAUCCUUUCAUUUGAAAGUGUAAAAAAUUUCCUGCAUUUUUAUCAUUUCUGUAUACUUGAGUUUAUUAAAGAUUGUUAUGUUAGGCGACACUGUAUAAAAUUGUAUGGAUAUUUUGAGUGAAAAUCAAAAGUAAAAUUCACAUGUAUUUCCUUUUUUAUAUUUUCAUCCAAUUUCUUGACAACUUGAAUAAAUUUCAUAAAGAGCCUUCCUAA
Messenger RNA from Pan troglodytes (chimpanzee), 4167 nucleotides. It is a transcript of the gene WDR20, whose product is annotated as WD repeat domain 20. Bases 140 to 1987 code for a protein of 615 amino acids. The transcript has 5 exons. The record is from RefSeq and is a predicted model, not a curated record. Gene Ontology annotation, molecular function: protein binding. Lineage: Eukaryota; Metazoa; Chordata; Mammalia; Primates; Hominidae.